This is a messenger RNA of Trichogramma pretiosum, 564 nucleotides long. It is a transcript of the gene RpS20, whose product is annotated as 40S ribosomal protein S20. Gene Ontology annotation, molecular function: structural constituent of ribosome. Gene Ontology annotation, biological process: translation. The record is from RefSeq and is a predicted model, not a curated record. The transcript is spliced from 3 exons. The coding region runs from base 138 to 506 and encodes 122 amino acids. Gene Ontology annotation, cellular component: cytosolic small ribosomal subunit; ribosome. NCBI's taxonomy places the organism in Eukaryota, Metazoa, Arthropoda, Insecta, Hymenoptera, Trichogrammatidae.
AACCAAGCCGAGGCUUCAAAACCUCUCUCGCAUUUUAGCAGUCUAGAGAAUAGCACGUCUACUGGUUCAGCGCUGAUCAGUUAGACUAGGCUACACGUUCAACUAGAUCAUCUCGACCAGCAGAUUAAACACUUAAAAUGUCGUCACUUAAAGCUGAAACUAACCCAGAGAAGCCGGGAGCCGAAGUGACUCCAGUUCACAGGAUCAGGAUUACCUUGACCUCUCGACACGUGCGCUCUCUUGAGAAAGUUUGCUCGGAAUUGAUCCAACGUGGCAAGAAGCAAAAGCUGAAGGUCAAAGGACCUGUAAGAAUGCCAACGAAAAUCCUGAGGAUCACCACCAGGAAGACACCUUGUGGUGAAGGUUCUAAGACUUGGGAUCGUUUCCAAAUGCGCAUUCACAAAAGAGUAAUCGAUCUGUACUCUCCAUCAGAAAUCGUUAAACAGAUCACCAGCAUCAGUAUUGAACCUGGUGUAGAAGUCGAGGUAACCAUUGCCAACGACUAAGGAAUUUGUAAUAUAAUUUCUUACAAUUUUGAAUAAAUUGAAAAAAAUCAAUAUUUAA